Molecule: messenger RNA, 2330 nt
Organism: Chinchilla lanigera (long-tailed chinchilla)
Lineage: Eukaryota; Metazoa; Chordata; Mammalia; Rodentia; Chinchillidae
Gene: Nif3l1
Product: NIF3 NGG1 interacting factor 3-like 1
Exons: 6
Coding region: 294-1475 (393 amino acids)
Cellular component (GO): mitochondrion; cytoplasm
Source: RefSeq, a predicted model, not a curated record
CGGGACGGACCGGCCCAGUCUCCUUCCGCUCGGCCCGCGGGGCACUUCCGCUCGGCGCGCUGGUCUCCCCGCCCUGGAGCGCCCUGCGAGAGCGACGGCCUGGUGAGCGGCGGGCUCUCCCUGGCGGCGCGCGGGCAAGCGCGGAUGCCGGUGUGCCGAGGAGCACGCCUUGCCGUUUAUCUUCGGGGUCAUGGUGUGCCCGCCGCGCGGGGUGACGCGUGGAGGCGCAGGCGGAAGUGACGUAGCUCCGCUUCCGGUGUUCGGCCCCGGGCGCGCGCUGGGCUGGGUUCCGCAUGCUGGCGUCUCGCGGGCGCCUGCUGCGUACAGCGGUCCGGCUCUCCCGCCCGCGGGCCUGGCGCUCCCCCGCCGGCAUGGAUUUGCAGGCCGUGCUCGCCCGCCUGAAGGACCUCGCGCCCCUGUCCUUCGCGGAGAGCUGGGACAACGUGGGGCUGCUGGUGGAGCCGAGCCCGCCGCACGCGGUGCGCACGCUCUUCCUGACGGUCGACCUGACGGAGGCCGCGCUGCAGGAGGCCCUGCGGGCGCGCGCCGACCUGGUGCUCGCCUACCACCCGCCCAUCUUCCGGCCGCUCGCCAGCGUCACCUGCGCCACCUGGAAGGAGCGCCUGGUGGUCCGCGCGCUGGAGGGCAGGGUCGCCAUCUACUCCCCGCACACGGCCCUGGACGCUGCACCCCGGGGCGUCAACGCCUGGCUGGCCAAGGGGCUCGGUGAGACUUUAGUGUCUUUCCAAAACCCAAGAACAACUCCGAUUUCCCCAGGUGCUUGUGUGUCCAGGCCGAUCCAUCCCUCCAGAGCCCCCAGCCACCCUACAGAGGGGACCCACCGAGUGGAGCUCAGCGUCAGACACACCCAGGACCUGAGCACUGUCCUGUCUUCCCUGAAAGGAGUCAGCGAUGCUUCUGUCACUUGCUUCCCUGCUAGGACUGAUGGCGAGGAGCAGACGCGGCUCAGCCUGAACUGCACGCCGGAGGCCUUGAUGCGCGUGGUGGCCUGGCUCGCCCAGAACCAGCAGCUCUACGAGAAGACUGAGAUCCUGGCCCUGGAGAAGCCCUUGCUGCAGCACGCUGGGAUGGGGCGCCUGUGCACACUGGACGAGUCUGUGAGCCUGGCCGCCGUGAUCGAGCGGGUGAAACGACACCUGAAGCUGCCCCAUGUCCGUCUGGCGCUUGGCGUGGGGAGGACCCUCGACUCCCAAGUCCGAGACGUGGCCCUGUGUGCUGGCUCCGGGAGCAGCGUCCUUCGGGGGGUGCAGGCUGACCUGUACCUCACAGGCGAAAUGUCCCAUCAUGACGUCCUGGAUGCCACUUCCCGCGGAAUCAGCGUCAUCCUUUGUGAACACAGCAACACAGAGCGAGGCUUUCUUUCUGAGCUGCGAGACCUGCUGAGUGUGCACCUGGAGAACAGGGUGCAGGUGGUGCUAUCUCAGAGUGACAAGGACCCUCUCUGUGUGGUGUAGGCACCCUGUCUCAAAAAAUCAGAGGAAACUAGACAGCUUAAGAUUGCCCAAGGAGGGCUGGGGAUAUAGCUCAGUGGCAUAAGUGCCUGCCUGGCAAGCACAAGGUCCUGAGUUCAAUUCCCAGUACCAAAAAGAUGAAAAAUAAAAGAUUGCCCAAAGCCCACGGCUAGGAAAUGGGUUGAAGUCCAGACUUGGCCAGUGUGCAAAACUGUUUCUUAGAUGCAUUCACAGCAAAACUGGUGUUAGCAGUAUGGGAGCAAUCCAGUUUUUUUGAGACAGGGUCUCACUAUGUACUUCAGACUCGCCUUGAACUUGCUAUGGAACUCAGAGCAAUCCUCCAGCCUCAGCCUCCCAGAUCCUGGGAUUGCACGUGUGCGCGCCACCCUGCCUGGCUAGCAAUCCUCUUUUACUGUGAUUUUUUUUAUCUUUGGGUGGUAUGAUGGGAAAUUAAAAAAAAAUACUUCUAGUUUCUCUUUGCGACAUGUUAUUUUGAUAAUGGUAAAAACAAAUCUUUCAAAACACUGUCCAAAAUGUCCAGGGGUUUACAUUUCUUUUGUAGGUUAGCUUUCUACCAAUUGUCACCUGGAGGGCUCAGGACCCUAGCAGGGAUCAUUCACAGUGGGUCACUGAGAGCAGCCCGCAGACCUGAGCCCUGUGCCGCCAUGUCCUUUGGGUUAGCUGUGGGUGAGAAGCGGUCUCAGGAGGGCUGGGCAGUCUCAUCAGAAGAAUGGUGACACUGCAGAAGUGCAGCUUUGGAAGCUGAGGCGCAGGGACAUGGCCUUGGGGAACAAAGAUGCCCACACAGGUUAAAGAGGGCCGUUGGUAUUUUCAGAAAUAAACUAAGCUAAAAAGUGA